CCUUAGAGAUUAAGAUUGUAUCCAUGAAAACACAAAGUAUAUUUGACGAUCCGUAAAGUUUUUCAAUCUACAAAACGACAAAUUACAUUGUUCUUCUUCCCUUAUUCUUCAUUGUAACAUGCACCAUGUUGAGUAUUUCAAGUUAUUUCUUCUCUCUUAUACAAUGAAACUUUAAUACAAACAUGUCUGCCAUUAUUACCGCUUCUGCUCUAGACCCCAAUGGUGCCCUUUACUCUCGAGCCAAAGACAAAGCCAUCACUAGAGGCACCUACACUACCCGCGCUCCGCUCCUCCUUCGCCGGCUGCGCCUUCUUCUAUCGGCGGCUCAGCUCAGGCUACUUCUUGGUUUCUGCGUCUUCUGCGUCCUCGUUUUCGUCACGUCGAGGCUUAGCUAUCUGAUGGGUUGGAUCCCUCAUCACUCUUCUUCGGUCUCCUCUUCUUCGAGAGGUGGCUACACUGUUCUUAUUAACACUUGGAGAAGAAAUUCUCUUCUAAAGCAAGCUGUGGCUCAUUAUGCUUCCUGUAGUGGGGCGGAUGCUAUACAUGUGGUUUGGAGUGAAAGUGAUCCCCCAUCAGAUAGCCUGAAAAGCUUUCUUAGGAAAAUGGUUUUGUCUUAUUCACAAAAGGCUCAUAAACCCAAUUUCAAAUUUGACAUUAAUGAAGAAGAUAAUCUAAAUAAUAGAUUCAAGCCAAUUAAGGACCUCGCAACUGAUGCCAUUUUCUCUGUUGACGACGAUGUGAUUGUCCCGUGUUCCACCUUGGAUUUUGCUUUCACUGUAUGGCAAACUGCACCAUCCACUAUGGUGGGAUUUGUCCCUCGGAUGCAUUGGCUGGAUAAGGAGCGAAACGGUUUAGCAUACUAUAAAUAUGGAGGGUGGUGGUCGGUUUGGUGGAUGGGAACUUAUAGUAUGGUUCUAUCGAAAGCUGCAUUCUUUCACAGGAAGUACUUAGACUUUUAUACUAAUAAGAUGUCCCCAACAAUUCAUGACUACGUGACCAGUGAGAGAAACUGUGAAGAUAUAGCUAUGUCCCUGCUUAUUGCCAAUUCUACUAGCGCUCCUCCAAUUUGGGUAAAAGUACACAUAAAACAUGGCAGGUAAAAUAUAUGAGACUGGAUCAACUGGAAUUAGCAGUAUGAAAGGGCACAGCAACAGGAGGAGCAAGUGCUUAAAUGACUUUAUUUCGUUGUACGGGAAAAUGCCGCUUGUAUCAACACAUGUUAAAGCUGUAGAUGCCAGGCAAGAAUGGUUCUGGUAAUUUGAUCUGUUUAACUUAACUAAAACUUAGCACGCUUUUUGUAGUCUUAGCACUAUGAAAUGUCUAAAUUCGUUUUAGAUGAGGUUCUUACUGUUACCACCAGAAGUAGAAUCAGAUUAAACAUUUAGCUUUGAGAAGAAUGGAAAGCUUUUUUUUUUUUUUUCAAUUGGAAAAGUAGAGAGGGAAGGAGAGAAUUAUUCAAAAUAUGGAGAUAGAGAGAGAUAGAGUAUGUAUUAGUGUGUACUGACAUUGAAUUCAAAGUAAAAAUACAUGAAUAAUAUAAGUACAGUUUGUGUGAGCGUAAA
Molecule: messenger RNA, 1562 nt
Organism: Cannabis sativa
Lineage: Eukaryota; Viridiplantae; Streptophyta; Magnoliopsida; Rosales; Cannabaceae
Product: glycosylinositol phosphorylceramide mannosyl transferase 1
Exons: 5
Coding region: 183-1100 (305 amino acids)
Cellular component (GO): membrane
Molecular function (GO): glycosyltransferase activity
Source: RefSeq, a predicted model, not a curated record